UCAAAAUGAGUGUGGUGCUGCACAGCGCGGUGGUGCUUUUAAUAUUUUCUCCUUUCAGUCUGGUGUGUUCACCUCAUGGUCGAGCUCAAACGAGACAUCCCAAAUGGUCGUAUGGAGGCGAGAGUGAUAUGUUAAUGCCCGACACAAGGUCUGCAAUCAACUUGGUCGAAAGGUGGUGGCCUAAAGGCGUUAUAUGUUACGAAAUUGAAGGAAAUUUUUCACUAUAUGAACUCGAUAUUAUACUUGAAGCAUUGCGCGAUGGAUUUAAUGGAACUUGUAUAAGGCUUAGGAACUGUCGUUGGGAAUGUGGAGGCGACUACGUUGCCAUAAAGAACGAUGAACCAAACUGUUUUACCGACGUUGGUCGAUUAGGAGGGCGACAAGUAAUGAAUUUAGGCGAAGGAUGCGUUUAUACUGGUACCGUAAUACACGAGACAAUGCAUGCACUUGGUUUUUAUCACGAACAUGCUAACCCCAACAGAGAUGAUUAUCUACAAAUUUGGGAAGAAAACAUUGAUCCAGAGAUGAUGCACAAUUUUGAGAAAGACGAUCCUGAAUACGUUACAGACUUUGGGCAACCAUACGACUACUGCAGUAUUACUCAUUACGAUGAACGUGCUUUUGGUAUAAAUAAUUCAAUAACUAUGACACCUAAGUGUGAUGUCACGUGCGAGAUGGGAUUUGUGGAAGAACUAAGUCCGAUAGAUAUUAACAAGUUAAACAUAAUGUACGAUUGCCCGUAUCCCUUAAACGAAGUUUCAGCUCCUACAGGAUGCCGCGAGAUCGUCUCCACUACCAUACAACCUACCACCGAUGAAAAUGACUGCGGAGCAAGUGUCGAAGACGACUGUCCAGAAUAACUCGACUUAAAAUUCUGCGAACUCGUAAUUGUUUCUAUUGACUACAGGUUUAUGUAAAAUCCGUCGUGCUCGUAUAAUUAGUUUAGGA
Molecule: messenger RNA, 948 nt
Organism: Photinus pyralis (common eastern firefly)
Lineage: Eukaryota; Metazoa; Arthropoda; Insecta; Coleoptera; Lampyridae
Product: astacin-like metalloprotease toxin 5
Exons: 6
Coding region: 6-860 (284 amino acids)
Biological process (GO): proteolysis
Molecular function (GO): metalloendopeptidase activity; zinc ion binding
Source: RefSeq, a predicted model, not a curated record